Molecule: messenger RNA, 1510 nt
Organism: Gadus morhua (Atlantic cod)
Lineage: Eukaryota; Metazoa; Chordata; Actinopteri; Gadiformes; Gadidae
Product: GTPase IMAP family member 9-like
Exons: 3
Coding region: 173-1147 (324 amino acids)
Molecular function (GO): GTP binding
Source: RefSeq, a predicted model, not a curated record
UACCCAGUAGGCUAGGAAAUGGGAAGGCUUUGUAUGAAAUGAAACUCAACCAAAUUGCAAAGCAGGGACUAACACACCAGACAUUAACAAGCCCAUAUUAAGUUAUUCCGUCAAGAGUUGUAGGAGUACUUCAGCUGAAAAGAAAAAAAUCUCGAAUUUGGGAUCUGCAAAGAUGAUACAAGUUAGUGUUGCGCUACGUUGGAUCUUUGUGCUGUUUGUAGCAUAUUGUGCGGACCGGUCCUCUGUUCAGUGCCAACAUUCAGAUUAUAAGCGUCCGGAGGAGCUGAGACUGAUCCUUGUUGGAAAAACGGGCUCAGGAAAGAGCGCAAGUGCAAACACCAUUUUGGGACGUAAGGACGCCUUUAAAGAAGACAUCUCUCCUGGAUCUGUGACAGAGGACUGCCAGAGAGAGCAGGUGACCAGAGACGGACACACCAUCGUCGUGGUCGACAGCCCCGGCCUCUUUGACACAAACCAAACUACAAAGGUCAUAGGAGAAAAAAUAAAGGCGUGUGUCGAGAAGUCCGUUCCGGGGCCCCAUGCGAUUCUGCUGGUGAUCAGUCUGAAGGCCAGAUUCACGGAGGAAGAGUGCAGUGCUGUAGAGUGGAUCGAGACUAACUUUGGUUCAGAUUCUUCCAUGUACAUCAUCAUUCUAUUCACCCAUGGAGACAUGCUGGGAGGGAAAGGGGUGGAUCAGUUUGUGAGCGAAAGUAAACAUUUAAAGAGAGUCCUCAACAAUUGUGGCGGGAGAUAUUUUUCACUGAUCAACGGCCCGGGGAGUGACCCCAAGCAGGUUCAAAAGCUUUUACAAAUGGUUGAGGCAAUGGUGAAGCUCAAUGGAGGGCAGCAUUACACCAAUAGCAUGUACAAGGAAGCUCAGAGGAAACUUGACAAGGAAGAAAUUAGGAAAAACGCAGAAAAAGAGAAGAAAGAACGAGAGGAAAGGAGGAAAAAACAAGAGAAAAAGAGGAAGGAAAAAGCAGACAAAGAGAAGUCUCGACGAUUCAGGUGCAAAGCAGCCUUUUAUACGGCUGUUGCAGCAUUGGGUGGAGGUUUAUUGAUGCCCUCAACUGCCUUAGUAGGUUUGGCUACAGCAAUAGCUUCUACUGCUGGUUAUGAAUGUGCUGUUCACAAUUUUUUGGGAUAGGCUACAUGAAGUGUGAUUCCAGGAUAAUGAUUAUAAAAAGUUCCUGAUCGAUAUUGGACCUUAUGUAAUUAAAACACAUCUUCAAGGGUAUGCUGAUGGGCAUGAUCAAAAGUGUGCUUAACGUCUUAUUACAGGUCUGGGACAGCUGCGGAUACUGGAUUUUUUCAUCUUUUCUUUUUGACAGAGCGUUUCAUUCAUUGAUUAAUGUUGGGAUUUCCAGAGAAAUCCACAAAUAUGACAAUGAAAAAAAUGAAUUGCUUACCCUAGCUUUAAUCCAUUUUACAUUGAAUGUUAUUAUAGGAUUACGUUUAGUUGGCAAAAUACGAUUCUCAAUAAAGAUGUUUUACUGAGUUCCUUAAUCUU